UCUCUCUCUCUCUCCAACUUGCAAACACAAACAACAAUGGACGACCUCCCGAAAUGCGAAACGAAUUACGUCCCGCUCACACCUCUCGCUUUCUUGAAGAGAGCCGCUUCCGCUUACGCCGACCGUCCCUCCGUCGUUUACGAGUCCAUCCGCUUCACGUGGCGCCAAACUCACGAGCGCUGUCUCCGCCUCGCCUCGUCGCUCCGCUCUCUCCAUGUAUCUAUCCUGGCUCCAAACGUUCCGGCCAUGUACGAGAUGCACUUUGCCGUGCCGAUGGCUGGCGCAGUCCUCAACACCAUAAACACCCGUCUAAACGCCGCCAACAUCGCUGCCAUCCUCCGCCACUCUGGAGCCAAGGUCUUCUUCGUUGAUAGCAUGCACAUGCAGGUGGCGCGCGAGGCGCUCGCUAUGCUCUCGGCCACCGGUUGCUACGUACCCCCAGUCAUCGACAUUGACGAUAUUAGCUCUCCGACUGGGGCUCGAAUUGGCGAUUUGGAGUACGAGGAUCUUGUUCAGAAGGGCGACCCGGCGUACGUCCCUGAGGAGCUUCGAGAUGAGUGGGACCCCAUCGCGCUCAAUUACACUUCCGGGACAACAUCGGAGCCGAAAGGAGUGGUGUACAGCCACCGAGGAGCCUACCUCAGCACCCUCAGCUUGAUCCUCGGGUGGGAAAUGUGAAGCGAGCCGGUGUAUCUGUGGACGCUGCCGAUGUACCACUGCAACGGAUGGACCUUCACGUGGGGCAUCGCCGCCCGUGGCGGGACCAACGUGUGCCUACGCAACGCUACUGCGCUCAACAUUUACCGGAACGUCGUUGCUCACAGGGUCACUCACAUGUGCUGCGCUCCAGUCAUCUUCAACAUUCUCCUCGAGGCCAAACCCCACGAACGCCAUGAAAUUGUCGUCCCCAUAGAGAUUCUCGUUGGCGGUGCUCCGCCGCCACCGGCCCUAAUCCUAAAGAUAGAGUCUCUCGGCUUCCACAUCACACAUGCAUACGGGCUAACCGAAGCCACCGGCCCAGCCCUGGUCUGUGAGUGGCAGGCCAAGUGGAACUGCCUGCCGCCGUCGAAGCAGUCAGAGCUCAAAGCGCGCCAGGGAAUCAGUGUACUAACACUCGCUGACGCAGACGUCAAGGACUUAGACACGAUGAGGAGUGUUCCUCGCGACGGCAAAUCCAUGGGAGAGAUUGUUUUGCGUGGGAGCAGCAUUAUGAAAGGCUACUACAAGGACCCGGAAGCGACGGCCAAGGCUUUCCGAAACGGGUGGUUCCUCACGGGAGACGUCGGAGUCGUCCACCAGGACGGUUACUUGGAGGUAAAGGACCGGUCGAAGGACGUGAUUAUCUCCGGUGGGGAGAACAUCAGCAGCGUCGAGCUAGAGAACAUGCUCUAUCGGCACCCAAGGGUCUUGGAGGCCGCGGUGGUGGCGAUGCCACAUCCGCGGUGGGGCGAGAGCCCAUGCGCGUUCAUCAGCAUUAAGAAGAACUCCAAAGGCGAAGCAGCCGACGACGUGAAAGAAGCGGAGAUCCUAUCUUUUUGCAGGAAGAAUCUGCCAAGUUUCAUGGUUCCAAAGAAGGUGGAGUUCAUGCCGGAGUUACCGAAGACUUCCACAGGUAAAAUCCAGAAGUUCCAGUUGAGGGCCUUGGCGAAGACGAUCGUCGUCUCGGAGGAUGAUGUUCCUGCCCCCGCCUCGCUUGCAUUGUCUCGUCUUUGAAAUCAGCUACAAGUGGUUGUGAUGUGUUCUUCUUGUCUUUUUCCCGCCAAUGAUUGUCCCAAGAAU
Molecule: messenger RNA, 1779 nt
Organism: Rhodamnia argentea
Lineage: Eukaryota; Viridiplantae; Streptophyta; Magnoliopsida; Myrtales; Myrtaceae
Product: trans-cinnamate:CoA ligase, peroxisomal-like
Exons: 2
Source: RefSeq, a predicted model, not a curated record